This is a messenger RNA of Eublepharis macularius, 1310 nucleotides long. RefSeq names its product NOP2/Sun RNA methyltransferase 3 (gene NSUN3). The record is from RefSeq and is a predicted model, not a curated record. The transcript is spliced from 6 exons. Gene Ontology annotation, biological process: rRNA methylation. Gene Ontology annotation, molecular function: methyltransferase activity. Lineage: Eukaryota; Metazoa; Chordata; Lepidosauria; Squamata; Eublepharidae. Gene Ontology annotation, cellular component: mitochondrial large ribosomal subunit. Bases 83 to 1171 code for a protein of 362 amino acids.
GGCGCUCCGCCGAGUUCCCGCGGUCUCCACGGGAGGGCGGCGGGGGUGGCGUUCUUUGAAGUCAAAAGGAGGGUUGGGCGCCAUGUGGCUGCUCCGGCGCCCAGGCCUUCUUCGUGGGAUAUGCUGCCGAUCCGCUGCUUGCCAGUUAAGAAAAUCUCUCUCGUCGGCCCUGGAGGAGUUGGAAACAAAAUCAGAAGCAAAGCUUCAAAAGCAAGUAUGUCAAGUUGUUCUCAAUCAUUUUGAGAAACAGUACUCCAAGGAGUUGGGAGAAGCAUGGAAUUCAGUCAGGAAAGUGCUCACAACACCGCAGUGUUGGCAAUAUGCUGUUCUCCUGAAUCCAUUCCGUUUCUCCUCUGAAGUGGAGAAUGACUUGCUUUCAAAGGGUUAUCGACUUCUUUUCCCAGAAUCCUCAUCCUGUUUUCGGCAGUCUUUCAAGUGUUACAUCACUAGUGCUCCUGGUAGAUUCCCUGCUCAGAAACACAGAGCUGGCAGACUGAAGGAAUAUUACCUACUGAAUGCAGCCUCUAUUUUGGCAGUGUUGGCUCUGGACGUAGAGAGUGGGGAGAAGGUUUUGGAUAUGUGUGCUGCUCCAGGGGGUAAAUCAGUAGCAACGCUUCAGUAUGCUUGGCCAGGUCUUCUGCAAUCCAAUGAAUAUGAUAAUUUGAGGUCAAAUUGGCUGAGGAAUACUCUAGAAUCUUUCAUCCCAGAAUCUUUGAUGAAUCUAGUUAUCAUUUCUCAGUUGGAUGGAAGGCAAAUUGGAAAUCUCCAGCCUGAAAGAUUUGAUAAGGUAUUAGUGGAUGCCCCAUGUUCAAAUGACAGAAGUUGGUUAUUCUCUUCUGAUACCCAGCAGGCUACCGUAAGGUUAGCACAGAGGAAGGAAUUAUCUGCUGUACAGAUACAGCUGCUAAGGUCUGCGAUCAAGGCCUUGCGCCCAGGAGGAUCUCUGGUUUAUUCCACAUGUACUCUUUCUAAGGCAGAGAACAGUGAGGUUGUAACUCACAUCCUUAACACCUGCAGCAAUGUUCUGCCUGUGGAUAUAAGUGCCCUAGCCACAUCUGCUUCCAAAGAAUUCACUCUUGCUUCAGAUGUCCAGCAGCAUGAACUUCUAAUACUUCCAGAAAUGGGAAGAGCAUGGGGUCCAAUGUACAUAUCUAAACUAAAGAAAUGUUGACACACAUGGUUUCUUGUGUGAUUUUUGUAAGUCAUAUUGACAGAUGCUUUUUAGAAGAUAAAACUUUUAUUUAUUUCUUUAGUGGUUAACUUUUCACCUCAAUUUUUCACUAUGUAAUUUGAAUAAAUGAGAUACUGUC